This is a messenger RNA of Peronospora matthiolae, 279 nucleotides long. The record is from the annotation of a GenBank genome assembly. NCBI's taxonomy places the organism in Eukaryota, Oomycota, Peronosporomycetes, Peronosporales, Peronosporaceae.
AUGGGCAUGAUAACACAAGUGAACGUCUUCGUUGACGGUAUCUGUGAGGGGCAGACUCGACUGUCGCAGGAACGCGCAGAGCCUGCCACGCUAAAGGAGGCUUUCAUUAUUGCCCUCCGCGAAGACUUUGGAGUCACCAAGGCCUACCUCAAGCCUUCGGUGUUACCGCUGCCAGAUCAGCGGGUCCGGAACCUAUGGAGAUUGAUGCGAUUAAGUCGUCGGGUGACCGACGACGUGCUACACCCUACAAAGGCGACUUCCGUAGCAGACGUCAGAUGA